UAUCAGCUAUCAAUAAAAACACUGUUGUCUUGCGUCCGACUGAUCCAUAUACCUUAAUCAGUAAAUCAUUUUGUAGCAAGCCUGUUUUUUAAAAAAACUACUAUAGAUUUCUAUACAUAUGUUCUUGUGAGUUACUUGCUUAGCUACUGAGAAUGCGCUGUGCUUUACUCGCAGCAUCACUUUGGCGCCAUAAUCGGUCGCUGUAAAUUACAGUCAGCCAUUUCUUCGUAACGGUUUUCUCUUGAGCGAGAAGGACGGGACCAUUGCUCUAUGACUGGAUCUUCCGUCAACAGAUUUUCAGAGCAAUUGGAACAAGAUUGACAAAUUCUGGGUUGUCAAUCUCAGCAGAAUAACCCUGUAAGAAUAAUAAACAGAAGCGUGGAUGGGAAGCCCCAUCCACAUUAAAAACCUCGUGCAGAAGGUGACCAUCUCCCAAGCUGUGGGUGUUCAGAGGAGAGAACGUGAGAGAGCGAAAAGCCUAAAAGGAACAGCACAACAAGAUGAGGACAGCAUUGCAGAAAUCUGUUUAUUUGUUGAGAAAAGGAAUACUCUAAAUUAAGAAUUCUCUCACGGAACACACGUUUUCAAGCAACCCCAUGCAUACUGCAAAGAUGGUCCUUCUUGUGGGAACACUAUGAUGGAAUUCAGACAAGCUGAAAAUUGUAAUCUGUGCAAGAACAAGGACAGCCCAUUGAACCCUGUAUACUGGACCUGACCGUGACUGGAGGUGACAGUAAGAUUACAGAAUGUUUAGAGGUGCCAGAAGAUUUAGAAAAUGCCAGUUUGUGCAGUUGAUGACGUGCGUCAUACUCGCUCUUGUUAUGAUAUAUUGGCAGCAACUUGAUAACCAUGUUGUAAGCCACAUGAAGUCGUACUCCUAUCGUUACCUUAUAAACAGUUAUAAUUUCCUAAACGAUAGCCUUUCCAUAAGCAGGGAGGAUGCUAGUAGCUUGCCCAACUACCAGUACUUGAUCAACCACAAGGAUAAAUGUGAAAAGCAAAAUGUGCUCCUUGUGCUGUUUGUGAAGACAUCUCCAGAGAACCUAGAGAGACGCCAAGCUAUCCGCUCCACCUGGGGCAACGAGAAGUACAUCCGCUCCGAGCUGAAGGCCAAUGUGAAGGUUGUCUUUGCAUUAGGGGUUCACAAAUAUCCAUUGGAGAGAGAAGUCUUCCAAAGGCAUCUUGAAAGAGAAGACCGGCAGUAUGGCGACCUUAUACAACAAGACUUUACUGAUGCUUUCCACAACCUCACCCUCAAGUUGAUCCUGCAGUUCAAGUGGGCUCACAUGUACUGCAGACAUGCAAAAUUUGUCAUGUCAGCGGAUGAUGACAUCUUCAUCCAUGUGCCCAACCUGGUAAAGUAUCUCCAAGACUUGGACCAAAGAGGUGUCCGGGAUCUCUGGAUCGGACGUGUCCAUAGAGGAGCCCCUCCAAUCAGGAUCAAAGAAAGCAAGUAUUAUGUUCCCCACGAGAUGUACCAGUGGUCUUCUUACCCAGACUACACUGCAGGUGCUGCAUAUGUAGUUUCAGGGGAUGUAGCUGACAAAAUCUACAGGGCGUCCAUGACGCUCAACACCACACUCUACAUAGAUGAUGUUUUCAUGGGAAUCUGUGCUAAUAAAGCCGGGGUGAUUCCUCAAUACCACAAGUACUUCUCUGGAGAAGGCAAGGCCCCCUAUCACCCCUGUAUCUACAACAAGAUGAUGACUUCUCAUGGACACUUAGAAGACAUUCAUUACCUUUGGAGGGAGGCCACAAAUCCAAAGCUUAAGACCUUGUCCUCUGGCAUACUGGGAAAGCUGUACUGUACUGCUGUAAAAGCUUUUCUUCUUUGUAAACCAUAUUAUGUGGACACUUAUCCCUGCAGUGCAGUGUUUUCUUAAUACCGAUGAGUGAUUGUAAAAAGCAUGGUGUGAAGUUGUUUGUAAAGAUGCAGUAUUUUUUUUCCCUGCAGAUUGUUACAAGUUACAUUGUUUUAAAAUAACAUUUACCUCCCUCUUCUUUCAUUUAGUGGAAGCAGGAGCACUAGAGUCAUAAGUACCUUUCCUAAAUAUUUUGUUUGCAUUUUUUAUAGAUAAACUGCAAUGUAAUUGAUAAAAACAAUUUUAAAAAAAAACUGCAUCUUCAGUUUAAGUAGCUGAUGGAAAGUUGCACUGCAAUGCUACUCACCAACUUUCUCUAUGUGAAAAUACAACUAUAAUCGUGAACAAGGUAAAUGGUAGAAAGAGUUUUAGUCGUGGCAGUGAACAGUUAUCACAGAACAGCCGGUUGGACAGAUAACUAAAAGCUUAAUUUAAUCACUCAUAAUGAGUUUAACAUUAGUCACAGUUAAUUUGCAUCCAGGCAGAGUAUGUUUGUUAGUUUUGGUAACUGCUUUAUCUAUCUUUAUAAAUCAUAAGGUCAUCAAGAGCCAAUGAGAGUGCUGUAUUUUUAGCAUGAGAGGGGCCAUAGUUCUGUAAAUAGGUGUUUUGUCAUGCAGUACAAACCACAAGAGGUCUGAGCAAAGAGUUCUCAAACAUAUCAAACAUCAGUGGCACACAAUUAAAAAUACAUUUCCAUAUAUUGCACAAUGCAUUGCUUGCUGACAACACAGUACAGUUUCAUAGGAAUCAUACAUUAUUCUUAUUGAGUAACCACAUUGGGCCUACAAUUAAAGAUCAUAAGUACACUACAUCUCAGUUGACUUAACCUUAUUUCUCCCUUUACCUUGUUCUCCACCAGUACAGUACAGUAUAUUUAAUUCAGUUUUACAGCACCCCUAAUGUGACCUAAAAGAUUGUGGUUUCCAUGGACAUUUUAGUAGGAUUACCCAUAAAGUUAAGCUGUGAGUUCUGAAGCUUGGAGCUUUCCAGUGCUUUUAGAAGAGGUGUGUUUACUAAACGUACAGUUUAGUAACAUAAACAAAUUUACAUGGAAACAAUUUAUAUUGUUUACUAAUGUAUAGCGCUUGAUUUUAUUUUGUAUGUAUUUUUUUUACUAUAACCACUAGUAACAGGUAAAGAUUAUUAUCCUGUAGUAGAAAUGUUACGGCAUACUGUCACCAUCACACAGUGGAAUUCAUUCACCAUGGUCCCAGUAGUAAAUACCUUGCAUCGACUAAAGCAUUUCUGAUGACGGGUUAAAUGUCACCGUGUAGGGAGUGGUGAAGAUAGGAAUGCCAUGAAUAAACUUCAGCCCUGCAUCUUUUUAUUCAUUUCCCAAUUAAAAGAUAAUACAUGUUGAUAGUUUUCUAAGAAAAAGCAAGUCUGCAAUCAGAUUUGGGGGGGUUGGGGGUUGUUGUAUUAUAUAGGUCAAUUAUAUUAAAAAAGCAUGUAAGAAAUAAAAGAUGGCUGUACAGUGUUUGAUACUUUAAGUGAUUUCAAGUUUCUAUACACCUGAAGUUAGUUUAACCUGUCGUUAGUUUUACAAAUAUUUCUCUAGUUUCUGUGAAUUGUAAUAUGUAUUAUGGUAAAUGUUUCUCUUAAAUGUCUAUUACAUUAGACUAUGGAUGUACCUGAACUGGACCUUUCUCUUUUGACUGGAUGAUAUGAAGGUAGAAAUCAGUAUCAUUCAGAAGUCUAGCUUGUAUUAUGUAUGAAUAUUUUAUUCCAUGGCUAGUUAGGAACCAAUACCUAAAGUAUAUUUAUUGUAAGCUCCUGCCAUGGAUUAAUGACUUGGGGGUAAACUUUUAAAAAUUGUAAAGAUGUCUGGGAGACGAGUGCUCACAGGGAACGCCUUUUUUAUAUAAUCGGUUUCAACGAGAGAAUGGGAACGCUGGAUGUGAGUCAAUGGAAAUGUCCUCUACACAAGUGCUGAUGUCAAACUCUGAGAGCAAAGUGUCGCACUCACAAGUUAUAUUUAUGUCCCUUUUAUGUUUAGCAUGGAUACUCUUGUAAAUAUUGUGAUUGCACUGUUCUGUUCACUGUGUUCAUCUUUUGUUUUUUGGGGGGUUUGAAUGACUUUAUAAAAGUUCAGUGAGAUUCUAAUAGUGUGUGUGUGUGUGUGUGUGUGUAUCCUCAUAUCACUGUCUCCACCUGUGUUUUAUCACUCCUCACAUGGUUAAUGAAUGCAAAGUGCUGCAAAAAAAAAAAUGCUGAGCUAAUGGAUCAACCAACAAAUUAUUUUUCAUUUUCUGGGACGAUAUUAAUUUGCAAAUCUUUCUGUAGCG
Messenger RNA from Acipenser ruthenus (sterlet), 4147 nucleotides. RefSeq names its product lactosylceramide 1,3-N-acetyl-beta-D-glucosaminyltransferase-like. The record is from RefSeq and is a predicted model, not a curated record. NCBI's taxonomy places the organism in Eukaryota, Metazoa, Chordata, Actinopteri, Acipenseriformes, Acipenseridae. Gene Ontology annotation, biological process: brain development. Bases 747 to 1883 code for a protein of 378 amino acids. The transcript has 4 exons. Gene Ontology annotation, cellular component: membrane.